Oppiella nova is the source of this 2547-nucleotide messenger RNA. Lineage: Eukaryota; Metazoa; Arthropoda; Arachnida; Sarcoptiformes; Oppiidae. The record is from the annotation of a GenBank genome assembly.
AUGAGUAAAGACAAAGAGCUGUUUGAAGAGCUGAAGCAAAGGACAGUGAAUUGCGUGAACCAACCAAACGACGAGUCCAUCGAGAGUUUGAGACAAUUUGUGACCAAAUGUGACAAACACUUCAUCAACUCGUUAUACCAGUACUCGAUAUUCCCCUUAAGACUCAUUAUCUCCAAUCUGCCGAAGAAGCAAAACAAUUGCGUGAAGACCAUUGAGUCGAGUGUUGAAUGUCUUUCAUUGAUACUCCAGAAGUCGCAGAUCAAUAGGUUUGACAUCUUUGCCGACGUUUUGUCCAAUUUGUUGCACUUGAUUGACGAUAAUUCAUACACUAUUGACCAAGAGUUGCCUUUCAAAGCGAGCGAAGAUCUGAUCUUAAGUGUGGUUAAGUGCGCGAAGACAUUGAUCCAGAACUGUGAUGACUGCAUAUUAGGACAAGUGGUGAGUCCGUCAUUCAGCGCCCAAUUCGGUCAUUCAAUUCAUAUACUCCUGAGUACUGCUAACAAACAGAAGUAUAGUUUAAUAAAAGCCGAGGCCAUCGAAACCAUUGACUGUCUGAUAGGUAAGUGUGAACUGAGUCUAACUCAGGACACACUCAAGUCGUGCCCUCAAGACCUGAUCGCAUACUUCUUGCCCGGAAUAUCCAUUAAUAUAUCGCAAGUCAUGUCAAGCGAUGAUAAGCUGAACCGCAGAGUAAUAAGUUCUUCGCUGACUCUGUUGUCCAAUACUAUUGUCUUUGUGUUGAAAAGCAUUUCAUGUGAUGCGGACAUUGAGUCGAAACGGAUUGAUUCAAAACAGGUUAAAGACAUUCCCGAAGAGUACGAACGAAAUGGAUUUCAUGUGAUCCGCGACAAGAAGUGGUUGGAAAACACUUGCGAUAAAUUGAAUAUUGUUUUCGAGAAAAUCAUUUCGAGUUUAAUAUCGCACCAGAACUCGAAUGUCAGACAAUCGCUGCAAGUGUUUGUCACUCAUAUACUGACCAACUGUUGCCCACUCUUCAUGAACAGGUGUCUGCCAUCGCUUAUAAGAGUUCCGUUGACUUAUUUGAGCGACGAUUUCCAAGAAAUAAGCCUCCAAUCGGACGCCUUUGUAAGCCAACUGUCCACCACUUACAGCAACAACAGCACCGAUUCCUCGAAGUCCUAUCUCGACAUAAUCGAGGAUCAGAUCUAUUCAUAUAUAACUCGUUUACCGAGAAUUAUCAGGACUUGCAGUGAAAGAGAGAAAAUAACAUCAAUUUAUUUAUUAUACGGUUAUAUCAAGUGUUUGGACACAAAUGGCAUCAAUUAUAUGCUAUACUCUCCGCAACACAAACACAAACUCUUCGAGUGUUUCAUAGAUAUCUGUCAAUUCGAUUACAAUGGGAUCAGACUUCUGGAACUCGUCACACAUGCGGACAAAGCCAUUCAUUUAAGUGAUGAACAAUUGCUUCAGAAGUGGAUUAGAAAAGACUUUUCAUACCUAAGCGACGAGAAAUCGGAGACCGCUUUGAGUAAAUGCUGUCAAUUGAUUGCACAGAGAGUUGAGUCGCAAGUGUUGGUCGACUAUUUGAUGGAUGUGUUGAGACAGUCGCAGAUGAACGCCAGUGUUGUGUUCGUCACGAAUCAGAUCCUCUCGACUAUCGGUGCCAACUAUAAGGACACCGAAGAGGUGUUGGAUCUAUACUUAACAAACAUUACGGCAACUCUUGCGGACAAAACUGUCGAGAAUAUGAAUAAAGAUAUUCUCAGACAAUGUCUGCUCAUCGAAGGACUGACAGCUUUCCUGCAUUUGUAUGAUUCAGAAUCGGCUCAUAAUUAUCUGUUGAAAUGUAUUUUCCCGCUCCUCGAGAGUGUCGGCGCUUCCAAUCUGUGUGUAUACCAGACGUCCCACAGAGCGCUGACAUUAGUGUCACAGUAUUUCGGCUAUAACUCCAUAUCGAAACUGAUUGUCGAAAAUGUCGAUUAUUUGCACUUCAUUGAUAACCAAAGUGUUCCCCUCGUAAUCAAAGUAAUGCUCAAGUUUUCCACUCAAGACAUGCUAUACCUCUUCGCUGAUAUCAUCGACGAGAUCAUUGUUGUCAUCGACAGUUACCACAGAAGUCAAUCGUUAGGAGAGUACGCUGCCGUUCGUUCACUAACGUACGUUAGUUGCCUGAAGAAGGCUUUGUUCACGAAUUUUGAGAAUCAAAACGAAGAUACGAUUAGUGAUACUGAAGAAGAAUGUGAUGAUAAGGAGGACACGACUGAGAAUGAGAAGAAAAAAACCAUUUGCUUCCAAUGGCCACAAGUCUUUGUCGCGCAAACCGAGAUUCACGGCAAUGGAACCGAUGCCACAAAGUAUAUCAAUCUGGAACUGAUAGGCGAUCGUAAACCUAUAGGCAGAGGCCUUCUGAUCAGCGCCUGUGAUCUCAAAAAGGCUAAAAUCUUGGGAAUCACUUCUUUGAGAGUUCGGACGCGUAUGAAAUCACCACAGAUUUCAGACAUCACUUGUAGGCAAGCAAACGAGCGCUUCGUCACAAUCACGUCCUUAUCUGUAAAUCUCUCGACAAGAGGUGACCACAACUUGUGA